UGUGAGUCCUGAAUCAUCACCGCCCGACUCGGUCUUCUUACACCCAGCAUGUCGUUGGCACCUCUUCCCUACAACCCCGUGCCGAAGCUGCCGCAGCCCUAGAUGCCACUUACCGACACUUUGUUUUCACGGUAAUCGUAAACGACAACCGGGCCCCGGCAUCACACACUGCCAUUUCAGCGCAUGUUUUAUCUCUCUCUCAGUGGCUGUAAAGCCCCACGAAGCCUGCGGUGAAAGGACGUUUGGAAUCAUCCCGCCGGGCACAAGGACCUCAACGCCCCCCUCGGUCGCCGGUGGCCGCGGUGACGACCCCACCAGAAGGGCCGGUCGGUUGUCGCAGCAACCGGUCCAUCCAGCUCCGAGCAGAGCGACAGAUCGUGGAUCGAAGGGCCGGACGACGGGAGGGCGAGUGGUGGUGGUGUCCGUGGAGGAAGAAGACGCAAAGAUGAAUAGAGACUUAAAAUAUUGGAAGGAAGCAGCAACUGUGAUCCUGGUUGCAGGUAUCCGAAGGCAUAAUUUGAGUAAAAGUGUUACAAAUAUGCAAACCUGUCAACAACCACAAGGAAGGAAUCUAUCUCACAAAUGCUUGGAAAAUUCAGGGCAUAAUUAUGCCUUGCUUAUGUUGCAGCGGAAUACAAGGAGCAAUUUUUUUCCCAAUGCAUAUGUGUUUCCAGGAGGUCGGAUAAGCUCAGGUGAUUUUUCCAAUGAAUGGAUCCAGUUGUUCCAUCCUUUUUGCCAGUCACCCAACUUUAAGCUGGAUACAGUCAAACAAACUGCUCGGAGGUCUCCAAUCUUUGCCACAGACAAGAGAAAGCUAGGAUCUCAAAUACCUGCGGAGGUAGCUUUCCGUAUUUGUGCCAUUAGGGAAACUUUUGAAGAGACUGGUGUACUCCUUGUGAAGCCAAAUCACCCUGAUAAAGAAUUGAACAACCAUGGGGUCAUACAGCUUACACAAUGUAGCCAAAAUAAACUUGAAAGUUGGAGGCCUCUUGUGCAGGAAAAUGCAUCAAAUUUUAUAAAACUGUGCAAAGAGUUGGACUGUUUACCAAAUAUUUGGGCAUUGAAGGAGUGGAGUAAUUGGUUGACUCCUACUUUUCAGAGAAGGAGAUUUGAUACUGCAUUCUUUAUUUGUUGUUUGGAAGAAAUUCCUUUCACUGCACAUGAUGGUCGUGAAAUAAUUUCUCACAGUUGGAUGACCCCUAUUGAGGCAAUAAAGCAUCACCAAUCUGAGCAACUCUUUAUUCCUCCUCCACAAUGGUAUGAGAUAGGAAGACUUUGUCAAUUUAACUACCUUCAAGAUCUGCAGAGGUUUAGCCAAGAUCGUUCUGUGGAAGGUUGUGAACGAUGGCUUCCAGUCCGACUAACGGCAUCUGAUGGUUUUGCCACCUUGUAUCCUGGGGAUGAACUUUAUCCUGAAAAUCCAGAUUUCACAGGGGAAACAGACAUAAAGCUCACUUCCUCCAAAUCUCUGAAAGAAAUACGGCUAGAGGUCACAAGACUGCACCGGGCAGAAUGCCAAAAUCCAUAUAACUGUACUCUGUAUGUGAAUAUUGAACCCCGAUAUAAACAUGUGCACCCAUUCAAUGGUCAUAGGUAAACUGUAUAAGUAAGACACAAAAAAUAGUAUCUGUAAUAAAUACAAAUGUGUAUUAUAACUGGUGUUUAUAUCUGAAUAAAUUUUCAUGUAGAACA
Hypanus sabinus (Atlantic stingray) is the source of this 1692-nucleotide messenger RNA. RefSeq names its product nudix (nucleoside diphosphate linked moiety X)-type motif 19 (gene nudt19). Gene Ontology annotation, molecular function: hydrolase activity, acting on acid anhydrides, in phosphorus-containing anhydrides. Lineage: Eukaryota; Metazoa; Chordata; Chondrichthyes; Myliobatiformes; Dasyatidae. Bases 446 to 1597 code for a protein of 383 amino acids. The transcript has 2 exons. Gene Ontology annotation, cellular component: mitochondrion. The record is from RefSeq and is a predicted model, not a curated record.